AAGAGGAGAUGGUUUGUGCUUCGCAGCGGCCGUUUAACAGGGGAUCCAGAUGUAUUGGAGUACUACAAAAAUGACCAUGCCAAGAAGCCUAUCCGUAUUAUUGACUUAAAUUUGUGUCAACAAGUGGAUGCUGGAUUAACGUUCAACAAAAAAGAGUUUGAAAAUAGUUACAUUUUUGAUAUCAACACUAUAGACAGAGUUUUCUAUUUGGUAGCAGACAGCGAGGAGGAGAUGAAUAAGUGGGUUCGAUGUAUCUGUGAUAUCUGUGGGUUCAACCCUACAGAUGAGGAUGCUGUGAAGCCACCAGUCAGUUCUUUACAACCAUCUGCUGAGUUACCCCUGCCCAUCAACACUUCAGCGCCUACCAUGCAAGCAGAAUCUUCCCUACCUCCUCCUUAUCAGCUUAUUAACAUCCCCCCACUGGAGUCUUCCUCUGGUCAAGAGGAUCCUCAAGACUACCUACUGCUAAUAAACUGUCAAAGUAAAAAACCUGAACCUAUGAGAUCUCAUGCUGACUCGGCAAAAUCCAGCUCUUCUGAAACAGACUGCAAUGAUAACGUGCCCACCCACAAAAAUCCUGCUCCAUCAGUGAGCAAGCAUGCUGUGAAUGGCUUUUUUCAGCAGCAAGGUGUCUAUGACUCUCCGCCUUCUCGUGCUGGACUGACACUGGCAGAUUGUAGCCUUUAUAACCUGCCUCGGAGUUACUCCCAGGAUGUUUUACCGAAGGCAGCAUCUCCAUCUGGGACUGAUGCAGAAGGAGAGCAACAUGUUUUCAAUACCCCAUCAGCAACAUCUUCAUUAGACGCACAGAUGAGACACAUCUCCAUUAGCUAUGACAUUCCCCCCACACCUGGAGGUACUUACCAGAUUCCACGAACUUUUCCAGAGGGAACAUUGUCUCAGACUUCAAAACUGGAGACUAUUCCAGAUAUUCCUCCACCUCGGCCACCAAAACCUCACCACGCUGCAGAUCGAUCUCCUGUGGAAACAUGUAGCAUUAGUCGCACUGCCAGUAAUACCAUUUCAACGGUAGAUUUGAAUAUCUUUCGUAAAGAAAUUAGUUCUCAAGACUGUUAUGAUAUUCCACGAACGUUUCCGAAUGACAGAUCUAAUUCAUUGGAGGGCUUCCAUAACCACUUUAAAAACAGAAGCAUGUUGACAGUGGGAAGUGUUUCAAGUGAAGAACUAGAUGAAAAUUAUGUCCCAAUGAAUCCCAACUCUCCUCCACGACAGCAUUCCAGCAGCUUCACUGAACCCAUCCAGGAAACAAACUAUGUACCAAUGACACCAGGCACGUUUGAUUUUCCGUUAUUUGGAAAGCAAGUCCCUCCUCCUGCUCACAUGGGUUUCAGGUCCAGUCCAAAGACCCCUCCCAGACGGUCAGUACCUGUUGCAGAAUGUGAGCCACCGCCAGUGGACCGGAACCUCAAACCAGACAGAAAAGGUCAAAGUCCUAAAAUUUUAAGACCUAAACCACAUGGUUUAGAGCGAACUGAUUCACAAACCGUAGGUGACUUUACUACAAGAAGAAAGGCAAAACCAGCUCCGCUAGAAAUAAAACCUCUGCCUGAAUGGGAAGAAUUACAAGCCCCGGUUAGAUCUCCUAUCACCAGAAGCUUUGCACGAGACUCCUCCAGGUUUCCCAUGUCUCCCAGACCGGAUUCAGUUCAUAGCACAACUUCCAGCAGUGACUCGCACGACAGUGAAGAGAAUUAUGUAUCCAUGAAUCCAAAUCAGUCCACUGAAGACCCAAAUUUGUUCGGAAGCAACAGUCUUGAUGGAGGAAGCAGCCCUAUGGUAAAACCUAAGGGAGAUAAACAAGUAGAAUACUUAGAUCUGGACCUAGAUUCGGGAAAAUCUACCCCACCUCGUAAGAAGAAGAGCAGUGGUUCAGGCAGCAGCGUGGCAGAUGAAAGAGUUGAUUACGUUGUGGUCGACCAGCAGAAAACGCUAGCACUGAAGAGCACACGAGAGGCAUGGACUGAUGGGAGACAGUCUACAGAAUCUGAAACACCUACCAAAAGCGUGAAAUGAAAAUACUGCUUUUUCUCCAAAGAACAGAAAGGAGUGAAUUUUGAAGAACUGCAGAACCACAAUGUCAGUGUUGUUCAGCUGUACAGUACCUGGUUCACUGGUGUGUGAGUAGGUUCUUGACCGAAUAGGAUGGAAGCCAAAGGACACUUCGAAUAUAUCAAAAGCAUUUUAGGAUCAUAAAUUGGGUCUGUGGUCUCUGGAAAAUUGCAACCUGUAAAUAACAUGUAAAAUAGUAUUGCUUAGCUUUCAGAAAACCUUUCGUUCUGUAGUUAACACGUUUGUAGUAUUACUGUGUUUAUGCACUUUUUCAGUUACAAUGUUGGUUCAGGUAUUCCCAGUUAGUGUACCUUAACACCUAAUUCUAAUUUUUCCUUACACUACUAUUCCUAAACAAUUUUAGGUUAAUUAAGCUACAUGUAGAUACAGAAAUUAAUAUUUGAACUUCAUUUUAACAACUUAAAAUUGAUUUUACGGAAAUACUUUCACAAUUGAAUAAUCUACUUGAAAUGCCAAGAAACGACCGUUAGUUACAUACUUGUUUAUAUUUAAUACACGCAAGAUUAUUUGGAAGUCUACAGGUUACCUUCCUAACAAAAAUUGCUGUGAGUUAAUAAUAAUGAACUGUACUGGGUUUAGACCUACAAUCCUGGCUUAUUAUGUUAGUUGCUAGUGGUGGAACUUCUAUUGUAUUUUAUUAAUGACAGUGUUCUCUGUUCAAUGGGUGAAGAUUCUGCAGGGUGGGAUCUUACACUUUUAAAGACUGAAUAAUUAAAUAUCAAGUAAGCCUGCAAACCACUGAUGGCAUGCAGUAAUAUUGUGAUCUCACACUUAUUAACAAGAAAUAACCUUUAUAUUAUUUACAGAAGGUAGAGUAUAUAAAUCAGGUACGUACCAAGCACUGUUGUGCUAAUACACUGAUCAGGUUUAGACAAUGAGCUUUAGUUUUGUACUAUUUAGAAGUUCUAAUGUCGGUUUUCAGUUCAAGAUUAAUGGGACAGUUUGACAUUCACUGUUUGUAGUACUAGCAAUAUACUGUGAUUUUGAAUUAGACAUAAUUCAAAUGGAAAUGCUAUGUUUUGACACCAUAGUGCCCUUCUUAUGAUCUCUUUUACUUUAAUCUCCUGCUUGGCCUUAUAUUUAAAUCCCUAUGCAACUGAUAUUUUAUAUCUCUGUUUUUACAAAUUAGAUAAUAUACUUAAAUGAUCCCCUUGUAAACCACUUGUUGCUCUUUCCUGGAACAGGAUCUUAAGCUCUGUAUACUGUGAUCCUUUAUUUUACUAUGCCAGUUCCAAAUAAUAAUCUGCCUUGGUUUA
Opisthocomus hoazin is the source of this 3347-nucleotide messenger RNA. The record is from RefSeq and is a predicted model, not a curated record. NCBI's taxonomy places the organism in Eukaryota, Metazoa, Chordata, Aves, Opisthocomiformes, Opisthocomidae.